Molecule: messenger RNA, 2954 nt
Organism: Danio rerio (zebrafish)
Lineage: Eukaryota; Metazoa; Chordata; Actinopteri; Cypriniformes; Danionidae
Source: RefSeq, a predicted model, not a curated record
ACACACACACACACACACACACACACUCACACACACUCCCAAAUGAUGAAUAUCUGCACAAUGAAAGUGUUUUACAGCGAUGUCCUGAUGCGCUGACAAUCCAGCUCCUGUGUGUGUGUGUGUGUGUGUGUGUGUGUGUGUGUGUGUGUUUUUCCUCCUGUUGUUUCAUGUCACUGUUAAUAGACUCGGGUCUUGUCAUGAUGUGUGUGUGAGUUGCAGAUGUACGCUGUUAGUGAAGUGUGUGUGUGUGUGUGUGUGUGUGGCUGGUGGUCUGCGUCAGGGGGCAGGGUCUAUAUAAGCACAGCACAUGUGAAGCAGCACACACACACACACACACACUAAUCUUCUCUGAGUGACGGGAUGCAGCCGCAGGAGUACAUGCUGAGAGGGAAGGAGAUGGUGGAGUACAUACACCAGUAUCUGACAGGGAUCAGGGAGCGGCGGGUGGUUCCAGAUGUUCAGCCGGGCUUCAUGCGUCCUCUCCUGCCCAGCAGCGCCCCCUAUGAGCCGGAGGACUGGAGCACCAUCAUGCAGGACGUGGAGAACAUCAUCAUGCCUGGGGUGGUGCACUGGCAGAGUCCACACAUGCACGCGUAUUUCCCUGCGCUCAACUCAUGGCCGUCACUGCUGGGAGACAUGCUGGCAGACGCCAUCAACUGCCUCGGCUUCACCUGGGCCUCGAGUCCCGCCUGCACUGAGCUGGAGAUGUGUGUGUUGGACUGGUUGUGUAAAGCGCUCGGCUUACCAGAUCAUUACUUACACCAUCAUCCACAGAGCACUGGAGGAGGAAUACUGCAGAGUACGGUCAGUGAGUGCACUCUGGUCGCUCUGCUCGCUGCGAGGAAGGACCGAAUCCUGCAGAUGAAGAGUGAAGCCACACACACCGACACUGACGAGUCUGUGCUCAACUCUCGCCUGGUGGCGUACGCAUCUGACCAGGCUCAUUCGUCAGUGGAGAAGGCGGGUCUGAUCUCUCUGGUGAAGAUCCGCUUCCUGCAGACUGACGCUGUGUUUUCUCUGCGUGGAGAAACUCUGCAGCGCGCCGUGGAGGAGGACCGGCGGAGCGGACUGAUCCCUGUGAUGGUGUGUGCGACGCUGGGCUCCACUGGUGUGUGUUCCUUCGACCGUCUGGAUGAACUGGGCCCCGUCUGUGUGCGCGAGGGCCUCUGGCUGCAUGUGGACGCUGCGUACGCUGGCUCUGCGCUCCUCUGUCCUGAGCUGCGCUAUUUCCUGGACGGAAUCCAGUUUGCAGAUUCGUUCGUCUUCAACCCGUCCAAGUGGAUGCUGGUGCACUUCGACUGCACCGCCUUCUGGGUGAAGAAUAAGAUGAAGCUCCAGCAGACGUUCACUGUGGACCCGCUGUACCUCAGACACGAUAACUCCAACGCCACAGACUUCAUGCACUGGCAGAUCCCCCUGAGCCGCCGCUUUCGCUCCCUCAAGCUGUGGUUUGUGAUUCGCUCUUUUGGCCUGAAGAAGCUGCAGGAACACAUCCGACACGGCGUGGAGAUGGCGAAGCUGUUCGAGUCUCUGGUCAGAAACGACACACACUUCCAGAUCCCGGCGCAGCGGCACCUCGGCCUCGUCGUCUUCUGCCUGAGGGCCGGGAAUGCAGCGACGCAGGAGCUACUGAGGAAGCUGACCCGCAGCGGCCGCAUGUUCCUGAUCCCGGCGGCGGUGGGCAACCAGCUGAUCCUGCGCUUCAGUGUGACGUCGCAGCUGACCACCGAGCAGGACAUCCGGCGGGACUGGAGCCUCAUCCAGCAGGCAGCCCGCGAGGUGCUGCAGUCCGGAGUCGUGACCCGGCAGCCCAGCGUGACCUCUGACCCUGAAUCGGAACCGGAGUCGCUGACCAUCCACACGGAGCCCAUGCUGGACCAGCGACUGGUGCGCCAGGGGCAGAGACGGGCCGUCCGCUCGUACAGCUGCAGUGCAGAGCUCCCGCCAGCCCCCGGGCGCACACAGACACACCGGGACGCGCCUCUGCAGCUGAUCCCGGAGCAGCCCGAGCGCCCGCAGCAUAGACGCCUGCUGAAGUUCAACAGCGUGCCGAGCCUGGCGCAGGUCUGGGCGCAGUGCGGCAUGCAGCAGCUCCACCACCCCUUCAGGAGAGGCCUGAUCACCAGCCGUGCCAGCUGCUUCACCUGCCCACCACUGCCCGAGGGCACACCGCUGCCUACUAAAUAACACACACACACACACACACACACACACAGCUGCUUCACCUGCCCACCACUGCCCGAGGGCACACCACUGCCUACUAAAUAACACACACACACACACACACACACACACACACACACACAGCUGCUUCACCUGCCCACCACUGCCCGAGGGCACACCGCUGCCUACUAAAUAACACACACACACACACACACACACACACACACACACACACACACACACACACACACACACACACACACAGCUGCUUCACCUGCCCACCACUGCCCGAGGGCACACCGCUGCCUACUAAAUAACACACACACACACACACACACAUACACACACACACACACAGCUGCUUCACCUGCCCACCACUAAUUAAUAUUAAUAGUUAGUGUUCAUAGUUCUACUGCGUCCUUCAGUUCAGGCUCAUUUCUUAUAAUCAUGUGGAAAAAGAGUCGCAAUUAACUUUAUUUUUACUCCAUGUGCAAACAAGAUCCAUCAGCAGCACAGCAGGGGUGCCCAAACUCAGUCCUGGAGGGCUGCUGUCCUGCUGAGUUUAGCUCCAGCUUCCUUCAACACACCUGCCUGGAAGUUUCUAGUAUAUCUAGUCAGAGCUUGAUCAGCUGGUUCAGGUGUGUUUGAUUAGGGUUGGAGCUAAACUCUCCAGGUCACCGGCCCUCCAGGACUGAGUGUGGACACCCCUGAUCUAGACCAUCGCCUACAUCUACACCAUUAUCAUGAUUAAAAACCCUUACUGGAAGUCAGAAACUCAUAAUUAAAUCAUA